Elaeis guineensis (African oil palm) is the source of this 754-nucleotide messenger RNA. The record is from RefSeq and is a predicted model, not a curated record. NCBI's taxonomy places the organism in Eukaryota, Viridiplantae, Streptophyta, Magnoliopsida, Arecales, Arecaceae.
AUCCACAACAAUGAGAAGAGAGAAUAUUGUGUUAUUCUGAUGUCAGUAGUUCCACCACGCCUACGUUUAAAUACAAAGUUGCAUGUCUUAAAGUUAUCAUCGUUACGGCAAGGGUUGAUAUGGCCUACUUACCCACCGAGAGGACUGAUUGGAAGGCGAUAGCCAUGAGCAUGGCUUUUGCUCAUCACUCCGGCCGGCCAAUGGAAAUGAAUGCCUCUGACUACUUAGUGUAUAAUGAGGCCUCCUUAGCUUGCCAACUAGAAAGACCAGUUCCUCUGAUGGCGAAUGGUAGUAGCACCAGCGGAAUACAUGGGAGUGGGAUGCAGACUGCGAAGAUGGAGGGAGUUUUCAGGGUUGCAUUCAGAACAAAGUCUGAGAUUGACAUCCUGGAUGAUGGUUUCAAGUGGAGAAAGUACGGAAAGAAGUCAGUGAAGAGCAGCCCAAACCCAAGGAACUACUAUCGUUGCUCAACCGAAGGAUGCGCGGUGAAGAAGAGGGUGGAAAGAGACGGAGGAGACCCCAGCUAUGUGAUAACUACGUACGAAGGGGUGCACAACCACACCAGCCCAGCCGUUCUUUAUUUCACGCCCAAAGGGAAUGCCUCCGGUGCAUCUCUUAUUGCCGGAGAUUACUGAUGCUGCCCCUCUCCCUCCCUCCCUCUCUCUCUCUCUCUCUCUCUGUGGGUUGGGCAUUUCGUGAGGUGAUGAGGAGGUUGAGUGUAAUCAGAAAAAGAUAUACUGGAUAUUUGGCAAAA